This is a messenger RNA of Scylla paramamosain (green mud crab), 1789 nucleotides long. It is a transcript of the gene Ctr1A, whose product is annotated as high affinity copper uptake protein 1-like. Bases 190 to 981 code for a protein of 263 amino acids. Gene Ontology annotation, biological process: copper ion transmembrane transport. NCBI's taxonomy places the organism in Eukaryota, Metazoa, Arthropoda, Malacostraca, Decapoda, Portunidae. The transcript has 7 exons. Gene Ontology annotation, cellular component: plasma membrane. The record is from RefSeq and is a predicted model, not a curated record. Gene Ontology annotation, molecular function: copper ion transmembrane transporter activity.
GAUGCGAGGGGACCAAUCAGGAUACUGGGAUUGGCUAACGUCAUAAGAGUGGGCGGUUCCCAGGUCGGUGUGGAAUCUGAUAUUAAGGGGUGUGUGGCACGGUGCCUGUCAGUGUGUCUCCUGCUGGUGGUAGUAACGUUACGCUUAUUUCGUACCUUGUAAAUCCAGUGCUGCUAUCAACGAAUAAAUAUGGAUCACGCGGGCCAUGACCAUAUGAACCACGGCAACAUGGACCACGGCAGCAUGGACCACAGCAACAUGGACCACGGCAGCAUGGACCACUCCGGCAUGGACCACGGGGACCACUCAGGACACAACAUGGCCAUAGCGGUGGUGAACACAACGAUGAGGGCGAUAAUGGAGGCAAUGCAGACCACGGAGGCGGCCAUUGACCACGCGGGUCACGGGGACAUGAACCACGCGAACAUGGGCCAUGGGCAGGCGAGCUCUGCACCUGUGAGCCAUGGACACGGCCACGGACACAGGGACAUGGACAUGGAUAUGGACAUGGACAUGGGAAUGAGUAUGAGCUUCCACUUUGGGUAUAAUGAGACCAUUCUGUUUGACUGGUGGAAGAUCAGUAAUAUUGGUGGCCUCAUUGGCUCCAUGGUGGGCAUCUUCAUCCUGGCCAUGAUGUACGAGGGACUCAAGUACUGGAGAGAGCACCUCUUCCGGAAGUCCCUGGCGGCCAUGCAGUACUGUGCUAAGGUGGAGAAAGGCAACGUCACCGAGCAGGACAAACCCUCACAAUAUAUGGAGCAGAUCAUUAUGCCCCCCACGAUGAACAUGCUGAGUGUGGAGCACGGGGUCCAGACUCUGCUACACAUGGUCCAGAUGAUAGUGAGUUACUUCCUCAUGCUGAUCUUCAUGACCUACAACGUGUGGCUGUGCAUAGCAACGGUGCUCGGAGCGGGCCUUGGCUACUUCCUCUUUGGGUGGCGCAAGUCUGUGGUGGUUGACAUAACCGAGCACUGCCACUAGUCCCCGCGUGUGUGUCUGUCAGUCUGUGAAGAGAGAGUUGUGAAUCAGUGGUUAUUAUUGUUGUUUUUUAUAUAGACGGCUGUGUUUGUGAGAAACGCUGUGGUAACAAGGAAAUAAACCACAGUUUGUACGUUUACUGAACCUGGAGGUACAUGCAUUCACUCCAUAUCAUUGAUUUUUGAUCCAUUUUUUUUUUUUAUAUUAUAUACACCUAUACAUACAUAUAUAUACAUAUAUAUAUAGAAUGAACAAGAUGAUCAAGAACGUUGUAAUUACUGAUCACUCCUGUUCAUCUUUUUAAAUGUUUUAUUUUUUUAACAAAUAUAAAACACGACUGAUGGAAAGAAUGUGGUGUGCAUACAGGACGACUUAGGUUGACUUAGCAAUGCAGUGUUAGUGUUUGGGGUGGAUGGUGUGUGGGUGAUGGAGGGGACUGCUAAAUGUACAAGCCUUUGGUGCUUCAUUGCCAGCGGGGAAAGACUGACGACUGGGAACACUUUAGCUGACCGAUGCAACUGACCAGAGUUUUAGAUAUUGAGAAUGACUAUUUUAUCUUCCUACAGAGACAUCACACCUUUACAAACCCAAGUCACUGAUUAUCUCCAUCAAAUAAUUAUUCCUUAAAUACUUAAUGCUUUUUAAUUUUAGUGAAUAAUGAAAUAUCUGAGGUAAAUCGUGGCUAACUGAACUCUCAAACAUCCCAGUCAGUCUCUCACUUCCCUGUAUUUCACUGGUUGCAAGAUGGAGCACUGCUGCAAUGAUUUUCCAUGUGAAUAUUGUUGUAAAUAACAGUUCUGAUUGAUUGCCA